This is a messenger RNA of Papaver somniferum (opium poppy), 2418 nucleotides long. Its product is annotated as outer envelope protein 80, chloroplastic-like. Gene Ontology annotation, cellular component: outer membrane. Lineage: Eukaryota; Viridiplantae; Streptophyta; Magnoliopsida; Ranunculales; Papaveraceae. The record is from RefSeq and is a predicted model, not a curated record. Gene Ontology annotation, biological process: chloroplast organization; embryo development ending in seed dormancy. Bases 141 to 2207 code for a protein of 688 amino acids. The transcript is spliced from 16 exons.
CUCAUUGCCGUUCCCGCUUUCUGAGUACCUCUAUCUAUUUUCUACUGCUAAGAGUGCCCAGAGAGAAUGGCAGGUAAAAUCUAGGGCUUUAUCAAAAAAGUGAGUCCUUUUUCUAAAACCCUACAAAAACGAGCUCAGAAAUGGCGAAAGAGAAUGAGGUUCGUUUUAUUUCAUCUUCUAUCAAACUAAAACCUUAUACAUGUCUACUCCCAAAUCAACACAAUUCUCUUCCAAUCUUCUCCAACCUUCCAUUCUGUUCUCAAACCUUAUCUUUAAACCUAACAAAAACAAGAGAAUCAAUCAAUCAAUUCUUUAAUAAAAUUCAAACUUUUACAAAACCUAGAAAUUUACUUUCUAAAUCGUCUCUUCUGUGUUCGUCUUCAUUAUCUUUAGUUCAACAAGGUCAAGAGUCGAAUCAAAAUGUGUCAGUAGAGGUUAAAGAACCUCAAUUGAAAGGUCAUAGUCGGCAUGGUAAAGAAGAUGAAGAGAGGGUUUUGAUUAGUGAGGUUUUAAUUAGGAAUAAAGAUGGUGAGGAAUUGGAAAGGAAAGAUCUUGAAGCUGAAGCUGCUGAGGCUUUGAAAGCAUGUAGACCUAAUUCUGCAUUAACAGUUCGUGAGGUUCAAGAAGAUGUACAUCGGAUUAUGGAACGGGGGUAUUUCAGUUCUUGUACGCCUGUUGCUGUUGAUACUCGAGAUGGAAUUCGCUUAAUUUUUCAGGUAGAAACGAACCAAGAAUUCCAAGGGUUGAUAUGUGAAGGAGCAAAUGUUCUUCCGGCAAAGUUUUUAGAGGACGCAUUCCAUGGUGGACAAGGGAAAGUUGUCAAUAUUCGGCGUUUGAAUGAAGUGAUAAACUCCAUUGAUGGGUGGUACAGGGACCGUGGCCUAUUUGGUUUGGUUUCAGAUCUUGAAAUUCUUUCUGGUGGCAUCAUUAAGCUACAAGUCUCUGAAGCUGAGGUCAAUAAUAUCUCUAUCCGCUUUCUUGAUAGGAAGACAGGUGAACCGACUACUGGGAAGACAAGGCCAGAAACCAUUCUUCGGCAGCUCACAACCAAGAAGGGACAGGUUUACAGCAUGCUUCAAGGUAAAAGAGAUGUGGAGACUGUACUAGCAAUGGGAAUUAUGGAAGAUGUAAGCAUUAUUCCCCAGCCAGCUGGAGAUACUGGUAAAGUUGAUUUGACAAUGAAUUGUGUUGAGCGUGUUAGUGGAGGUUUCUCUGCUGGUGGUGGAAUUUCAAGUGGGAUAACAAGUGGCCCCCUGUCAGGACUAGUUGGAAGCUUUGCUUAUUCUCAUAGGAAUGUUUUUGGAAGAAAUCAAAAGCUAAAUGUAUCAUGGGAAAGGGGUCAAAUUGACUCUAUUUUUCGCAUAAAUUAUACAGACCCCUGGAUUGAAGGGGAUGAUAAGCGUACAUCAAGAUCCAUUAUGGUUCAGAACUCAAGAACACCAGGAACACUAGUUCAUGGAAACCAGCCUGAUAAUAGUAACGUGACAAUUGGUCGGGUUACAGCUGGUGUCGAAUUCAGUCGACCUCUAAGACCGACGUGGAAUGGAACCGCUGGGAUUAUUUUUCAGCGAGCAGGUGCCCGCAAUGAGGGAGGGAGUCCCCUUAUCAAGGACUACUACAGCAGCCCAUUGACUGCUAGUGGCAAUCCUCAUGAUGACAUGCUGCUUGCCAAACUUGAGAGCGUCUACACUGAUUCUGGUGAUCAUGGAUCCUCAUUGUUUGUUUUCAACAUGGAACAAGGUCUUCCUGUUUUGCCUGAGUGGCUGUGUUUUAACAGAGUGAAUGCCCGGGUGAGGAAGGGUGUAGACAUUGGUCCAGCCCGGCUUCUGUUGAGUUUCUCUGGAGGCCAUGUGGUGGGAAAUUUCUCUCCACAUGAAGCCUUUGCCAUUGGUGGAACCAACAGCGUCAGAGGAUACGAAGAAGGUGCUGUAGGAUCUGGCCGAUCAUAUGUCGUUGGUAGCGGAGAAAUUUCCUUCCCCAUGUUUGGGCCAGUAGAAGGGGCACUUUUUACAGACUAUGGAAGUGAUCUAGGAUCAGGCCCGAUGGUACCUGGUGAUCCUGCUGGAGCACGAUUGAAACCUGGUAGUGGCUAUGGAUAUGGUUUUGGUAUCCGGGUGGACUCUCCUUUGGGCCCUCUUCGGUUGGAAUAUGCGUUCAAUGAUAGAUCAGCCAGAAGAUUUCAUUUUGGGGUUGGGCACAGAAAUUAGGCCCUUUUUUUUUCAUUUUAUAUUCUUAUACCUUCAUGGUUAUUUAUAUUCUUUCAGUCUAUGUAAUCUACCUUUUUAUGAUAGCUUUCUCAUCUCUUGGAAACCAUUUUUUGGUUUUCAGGGAUAGUUUGCUAUUUUUUGUUUAUGGUCAAGAAGGUUCGCUAAUGUCAGUUCGCUUUGACUGUUCCUUGAAUCUGAAAUUUUUUGUUUA